AUGGCAUCAGCGUCACUCCCUUCCCCUUUCCUCUUCCUUCUCACCUCUAUUUUCAUGUUGCUUUACCUCUCCCUCCUCACUCACUCCAUCAACGCCGACUUCCACCCUCUAAUGUCGUUCAAAGCCGCUUCCGACCCUUCCAACAAUCUCGCCCAGUGGAACUCCACAACCUCAGACCCCUGCACUUGGUACGGUGUCUCUUGUCUCCGUAACCGUGUCUCUCGCCUCGUCCUUCAAGACCUAAACCUCACAGGCUCCAUCCACCCCCUAACCUCUCUCACCCAACUUCGUAUCCUCAGCCUAAAACGCAACCGUUUCAACGGCCCCAUCACCUCUCUCGCCAACCUCACCGCGCUCCGCCUUCUCUUCCUCUCCCACAACAACUUCUCCGGCCCCUUCCCCGCCACGCUCACCUCUCUCUACCGCCUUGAUCUCUCACACAACAGUCUCUCCGGCGAAAUCUCCCCCACUUUCAACCGCUGGACCCACCUCCUCACCCUCCGCCUCGACUCCAACCGUUUCCGCGGCCGCAUUCCCAGCAACAUCAACCUCUCUCGUCUUCAAGACUUUAACGUCUCAAACAACCUCCUGACGGGUCAAAUACCCGAAUCGCUCUCGGGUUUCCCUGGAUCCGCGUUUUCUCACAACCCCUCCCUCUGCGGAGCUCCCUUGCAAGAAUGCAUAGCCAAAGGCGAGGCAAUCAUCCCGGCCCUGGCUUCCCCAUUGAAGCCGCGAAACGACACCGGUUUUUCCAAACCCCGCGGGCGGGAGAGAAUAAUGGGGGUGUUGGUCUUGGUGGGUAUUGUGGUGGGGGACGUGCUGGUGCUGGCUUUGGUGUCGCUGCUUCUCUACUACUAUUUCUGGAGGAACUACUCUGCUGCUGCACAAUUGAGAAAAGAGGAAAAAGAGAGGAGGAAAUUAUCACGACUUCCUCGUAUGAAGGUUGUGUCACUUUAA
Vigna umbellata (rice bean) is the source of this 957-nucleotide messenger RNA. NCBI's taxonomy places the organism in Eukaryota, Viridiplantae, Streptophyta, Magnoliopsida, Fabales, Fabaceae. The record is from RefSeq and is a predicted model, not a curated record.